CCAGGGAAGAAACUACCUCACCGAAUCCCAAUCUUCCCUUCUCUUUUUCUUGCCUUGCCCUAAUUCCCCAUAUUCCGGUUGGUCUUUUCUUCUCUUCUAUUCUCUUCCCAGAUCCCGGCCUUUCAACUUUCUCAGGAAAAUUCUACCCGAUUUUCUCGAGAAAGUGAAAUCGCAAGAAGAAGAAUCAUGAGUUUUCAGGACAUCGAAGCUGGCCAGCCCUUCGGUUCCAGGCGCGGCUUGAUCAAUGGGAAGCAAGACCCCACGCAAGCCGUGGCCGCCGGAAUAUUCCAGAUCAACACCGCCGUAUCCACCUUUCAGAGACUCGUCAACACUCUCGGAACCCCCAAAGAUACCCCUGAGCUCCGCGAAAAGCUACACAAGACAAGACUGCAUAUUGGGCAAUUGGUGAAGGAUACAUCAGUUAAACUUAAGCAAGCUAGUGACAUUGAUCACCAUGCUGAAGUCAAUGCAAGCAAGAAGAUAGCAGAUGCUAAACUUGCAAAGGAUUUUCAAGCAGUGUUGAAAGAGUUUCAGAAGGCACAACGUCUUGCAGCUGAAAGGGAAACAGCUUACACUCCUUUUGUUUCACAAGCAGUCCUUCCUUCAAGCUAUACAGCUAGUGAAGUAGAUGUUGGUUCUGAUAAGACUCCAGAACAGCGAGCCCUACUUGUGGAAUCAAGGAGGCAGGAGGUUUUGUUCUUAGAUAAUGAGAUUGCUUUCAAUGAGGCUAUCAUUGAGGAAAGGGAGCAAGGAAUUCAAGAAAUACAGCAGCAAAUUGGUGAAGUUAAUGAGAUUUUCAAAGAUCUUGCUGUGCUUGUCCAUGAGCAAGGAGCUAUGAUUGAUGAUAUUGGCUCCAACAUUGAAAACUCUCAUGCAGCAACUGCACAAGCUAAAUCUCAACUUGUAAAAGCUUCAAAAACCCAAAGAUCAAAUUCGUCUUUGACAUGCUUGCUUUUGGUGAUAUUUGGGAUUGUGCUUCUCAUCGUGAUCAUAGUUCUUGCUGCUUAGUCAAAGAUUGUCACAAUUCCAUUAUGGAAGCAAAUGCAUAUAUACAGAGCAGCAAAUAGUAUCUCCCUUGCUGAUGAUGUCACUUGAUUGGUGUUUUCCCGGGUCUCAUGGUUCACUCGCAUCUGAUUCAGUACAUGAUGUGGGAAUUUCCAUAAUUUUGUUGUGGGGUGUUUUGUUCUCUCUCUAUGUUAGUGUUUGGGGUUUUGAGGAUGUGUCACGGAUUAUGGUAUAAGCUCUCUCGUUUCUUUAAUUAAAAAAAUAUUAAUUCUUUGAUUUUCCUUCACUUGUAAAUGCAAAUCCUAAAACAGGCAGUGCUGAUGACUCUUCAGCAAAACCUUCAUAUAUGAUAAUCUGUUUUCUUUU
Molecule: messenger RNA, 1371 nt
Organism: Abrus precatorius (Indian licorice)
Lineage: Eukaryota; Viridiplantae; Streptophyta; Magnoliopsida; Fabales; Fabaceae
Product: syntaxin-22-like
Exons: 7
Coding region: 187-1008 (273 amino acids)
Biological process (GO): intracellular protein transport; vesicle fusion; vesicle-mediated transport
Cellular component (GO): membrane; endomembrane system; SNARE complex
Molecular function (GO): SNARE binding; SNAP receptor activity
Source: RefSeq, a predicted model, not a curated record